Molecule: messenger RNA, 799 nt
Organism: Octodon degus (degu)
Lineage: Eukaryota; Metazoa; Chordata; Mammalia; Rodentia; Octodontidae
Product: probable cation-transporting ATPase 13A5
Exons: 7
Biological process (GO): intracellular calcium ion homeostasis; polyamine transmembrane transport
Cellular component (GO): late endosome membrane
Molecular function (GO): P-type transmembrane transporter activity; polyamine transmembrane transporter activity
Source: RefSeq, a predicted model, not a curated record
GUGGUUUGAACGUUUCCCCAGGAGUUGGCCAGGAGGGACCCUAACCCGACUGCUCUAGAUGGAGGGGACCUGUCAGAAGGAGCAUCGGGCUUUGCUCAACCCAGGAGAGGAGAAUGAGCUGGAGGUGUUUGGAUACCGUACCCAGACUCUGCGGAGAGCUGCGUGCCUUGUCAUCUCCGUGUUGACUGCUGGAGUCCUUCAGUUGAUGUUCUACUGGAGGCCUGAGUGGAGGGUGUGGGCCAGCUGUCUUCCAUGCUCUUUGCACGAAGCAGACACUGUUCUGCUGAGGACAACGGAUGAAUUUCAAAGAUACAUGAGAAAGAAGGUGUUCUGCCUCUACUUAUCCACACUGAAGUCUCCUAUAAGAAAGAACCCAGAAGAGCCCUUGGUGGCUGGUUGCCACUCUGUCAUAAACCGAGCCGUAAUGAAGCCAGAAUUAAAGCUACGAUGCAUCCAAGUGCAGAAAAUCAGGUAUGUUUGGGAUCACCUGGAGAAGCGCUUUCAGAAAGUGGGGUUGCUGGAAGAUAGCAACUCCUGCUAUGACAUCCAUCAAAUGUUUGGGUUGGGCCUGAGCAGCGAAGAGCAAGAGGUCAGACGACUGGUGUGCGGGCCCAAUGCCAUCGAGGUGGAAAUCCAGCCCAUAUGGAAGCUGCUGGUUAAACAGGUUUUAAAUCCAUUCUACGUAUUCCAAGCCUUCACCCUAACUUUGUGGCUAUCACAAGGCUACAUAGAGUACUCUGUUGCUAUCAUCAUUCUUACCAUCAUCUCCAUUGUCUUAAGCGUGUACGAUUUGCGACAG